Colletotrichum acutatum is the source of this 827-nucleotide messenger RNA. RefSeq lists its product as uncharacterized. Lineage: Eukaryota; Fungi; Ascomycota; Sordariomycetes; Glomerellales; Glomerellaceae. The record is from RefSeq and is a predicted model, not a curated record. The coding region runs from base 71 to 790 and encodes 239 amino acids. The transcript is spliced from 2 exons.
GCUUCCAAAAGCAGUUGAUGAGCCCCACUACAAUGCAACACCAGCACUAUUUGCUUAAGUCCUCUGCUGUAUGAGCGGUCUAAGAGAGCUGACGCUCGACUUCGGGUACAGGGAAGAGUCUUUCAACCACGCCUUCAAUGUUGUUCUCCGUCAAUGCAUCUUGCCUUCGGUAAACCUGCUACAGUAUCGAGCUUUGACAAUUCACGACUUUCGUUUGACAGUGUUUCCCAACGCGCGAUCAUUCCUUUUCGAUAUUCGCAGCCAACGUCAACUGCUACCCAUUCUUCAAGACAUUUCUUCGCACCCUCAGUUGGAAACCCUGCAGAUCAACAAACAUGAUUGGUCUCUGAGAGAUGUGCAGGAGGUAGUGGCCCAUGUUCACAACAUUCGGUUUCUCCUACUGAGAGGCGAACUAGAUGGGGUGAGAGUGUCGGAGCUUAUUCCAGCCAUUCAACAGCUUCCUAGGCUUCAAAAGCUCGCCCUUACUACGAAGCAGAAAGCGGUAUACCCGCCAGGUCCCUUGGGCGACUCUCAAAUGGACGAAAUCAUUUCGCAGAAGGAGAAUCAUCCACUAAAUGAGCGACCUGCCGCCAACGCUUUACGACUCUUUCAGCAGUGCCGGAGUCUACGAAGAGUGUAUCUACCGCCAUACUGGUACCGUCCGUUUGAAUAUUCUGGGAAGAUACUCGGUGUAGUGCAAAUGGCUCCUCGUCCUCCAGAUAUACAUAGUGAAAUCCGAGAGUGGCCAGCAAUCUCUGAAGUUGCCAGGCGUCAGGCUUGGAUGCUAUAACCGUGAGCAUGUUCGUCCCGAUGUAUCCGAUGGUAUA